AUGUUUUCUAGAACACGUCAUUACCUGGUAGCAGGCCAGAGUCCCUGGGAGGACCCCAGGGUGAAAGCAGGGUUCAGGGUCAGCGGCCUGGAAAAGAGCCGCCAACCGCCCGAGGUGUCGGGGACUCCUCCCAACCCCGGAGGAGGGCUUAGACGGCCACCCUUCUUUCAUGGUCAGCCCCAGGGGUCACAGGGGCCUUGUCAGGAAGGGAAUGUUGUGGCUGGAGUCCUCUGGGCAGGGCAGAGGGGCCGACCAGCCCCCGAUCAUCAAAUACAAACCCUCCCACUGGAGGGGGCCCUCCUUCCCCAGAAAGCAGCUCUCUCCCUGGCAGAAGGGCUAGCCCCCCAACAAAUGCAAACCCUCCCACCGAAGGGGGCCCUCCAGAAAGCAGCUCCUUCCCUGGCAGAAGGGCCAGCCCCCCAACAAAUACAAACCCUCCCACCGAAGGGGGCCCUCCAGAAAGCAGCUCCUUCCCUGGCAGAAGGGCCAGCCCCCCAACAAAUACAAACCCUCCCACCGAAGGGGGCCCUCCAGAAAGCAGCUCUCCCUGGCGGAAGGGCCAGCCCCCCAACAAAUACAAACCCUCCCACUGAAGGGGGCCCUCCAGAAAGCAGCUCCUUCCCUGGCAGAAGGGCCAGCCCCCCAACAAAUACAAACCCUCCCACCGAAGGGGGCCCUCCAGAAAGCAGCUCUCCCUGGCGGAAGGGCCAGCCCCCCAACAAAUACAAACCCUCCCACCGAAGGGGGCCCUCCAGAAAGCAGCUCUCCCUGGCGGAAGGGCCAGCCCCCCAACAAAUACAAACCCUCCCACUGAAGGGGGCCCUCCAGAAAGCAGCUCCUUCCCUGGCAGAAGGGCCAGCCCCCCAACAAAUACAAACCCUCCCACCGAAGGGGGCCCUCCAGAAAGCAGCUCUCCCUGGCGGAAGGGCCAGCCCCCCAACCGAAGGGGCCCUCCAGAAAGCAGCUCUCCCUGGCGGAAGGGCCAGCCCCCCAACAAAUACAAACCCUCCCACCGAAGGGGGCCCUCCAGAAAGCAGCUCCUUCCCUGGCAGAAGGGCCAGCCCCCCAACAAAUACAAACCCUCCCACCGAAGGGGGCCCUCCAGAAAACAGCUCCUUCCCUGGCAGAAGGGCCAGCCCCCCAACAAAUACAAACCCUCCCACCGAAGGGGGCCCUCCAGAAAGCAGCUCUCCCUGGCGGAAGGGCUUCCACCUAGAUGCUGAAGAGAUGGGAAUUCCCUCCAGGAUUCCAGCUGGCAUCGCUGUAGCGCUGUUCACUUUGUCAGAUACUGAGGUCGAUAAGGUGGGUAAGUCUUCCAGGGCCCGAGUUUCCUGCGCUGCAAACGGGGGAGACGAGCGACGUCACGAAGCUGGCACAAGUAGUGGGUGGCAGAAGGACGGCGAAGCCAGGCCUCCCCCGGGCUGA
Monodelphis domestica (gray short-tailed opossum) is the source of this 1425-nucleotide messenger RNA. The record is from RefSeq and is a predicted model, not a curated record. Lineage: Eukaryota; Metazoa; Chordata; Mammalia; Didelphimorphia; Didelphidae.